UUUUUGGAGAGGGGGAGGGAUCAUACUGAUUAUGAAUAACCUCUCAUUUUAAGGAAAGUACUUAGCUAUCCCCCUUGCAAUUUAAUUGUAUGUGUGCAGGACGGGAUGAGUUAGUGCUGCGUUUCUGCGAAGAUGAAUAAGCGAAUCAUUUGCACAUUCGGCUCAGUGAAUCUUUUAGAGUCGGUACACUCCGAUUCACCCAGAAAGAGUGAAUCACAUCGCUGUCACGCAGUGCUCGAUCAGAGAGCCGCGCGCGUGCUGUGUAAUGUGCAGUAGAUAGACGAUGCGAACGCUAUAUGAAUACGAACUGAUAAAUCAAAUGCAUUUUGGAAUUGUCAUGUAGAAUGGCGAGGACGAUGCACUUUACCGUCCUUUCCUAAAACUAGGUGAAUGCAUCAAGGUUGUGCAACUCUCAGUGUCACUGCAGAUUGAGUUACAUUCUGAACAGUUUGAGAUGAAGCGCAGAACGUCCAAGGCCACUCAGCUGAGCUGUAUUUUUGCCUUGUGCAGUCACCCACCUAUUUGCCGAAUGAAAAUCCUGCUACUCUGCUUGUGCGCGUUGUUGGCAGUGACCCUCAGUCUGGGUUUAAUGCUGUCUGACCAUGAUGCAAGAAGAUCCGAAGACUUAUUACUCAGAGUUCCAGACCUUAAAAAUGAUAAGCUGACUCACAGACUGAGUAAGCCCACCGUGGCGCAGGUGAAGCGGCUGGUCUCCGAGGUGAAGUGGGCUCGGUUGUGGUAUACCCAUCUCAAGCCUAUCCUCAUAGAGCGACACCCAGGCUCUCCUGGUAGCCGUACUGUUCGAAGGCAUGUUUCGUCUGUGCUGGACUCUCUCUCAGCGGGGUGGUCAGUGCAGAUCGAUUCCUUCAACUCCAAAACCCCUCAUGGCCCAAUCAACUUCUCCAACAUCCUGGCGGUAUUGGACCCCAUGGCUCCACGCCGCCUGCUCCUAGCUUGCCAUUAUGACACAAAGAACAUACCUUUAGGGAAUCAUGAGAAAAAGCAGGUGUUUGUUGGUGCCAGUGACUCAGCUGUUCCUUGUGCUAUGAUGCUGGAGCUAGUCACUGCGCUGGACAGGCACCUAAAGAUGCUCAAACAGCAGAUGGCUCAGGUGACACUGCAGUUGGUCUUCUUUGAUGGGGCAGAGGCUUUUGAGGAGUGGACCACCUCCGACUCUCUGUACGGUUCCCGACAUCUUGCUGAACACAUGUCCCAUGUUCCACAUCCUCCAGGCUCUGAACACACAACCCUGCUGCAUGCUGUGGAUCUCUUCAUUCUCUUGGCUCUGAUCGGUGCCCCAAGUCCAACAUUUGUGAAUCAUUUUAAGAACAGUACUCGCUGGUUUGAUCGACUUGUAUUGGCAGAAAAGAGACUCCAUAAACUGGGCUUGCUGUCUUCCCACCCCAGUGAGCAGGCAUACUUCAGAAAGGAUAUAACUGUGGGGCCGGUAGAUGAUGACCAUAUGCCGUUCCUUCAGCAAGGGGUUCCAGUGCUAAACAUAAUUGCUACACCCUUCCCAUCAUAUCGGCAUACAGUGGAGGACAGUGCAGACAAAGUUCACAGUGACACAGUGGAGAACCUCAUCAAAGUGCUCGUGGUCUUUUUAGCAGAAUAUCUUGGAUUGUAGAUGAUAAUAACUCGACUGUGGACCUUCCACAUACCUCUCAGAAUCUACGCUAAAUCUGAAAAGCUGCCUUAUUGUUCAGUUUAAACCGAAGUACAGUAUAACCUAGUUCUUUGGACUUGUGUUAUGCUGAAUAAUAAGCUCAAGCUACCUUUCAAUAGCCUUAGAUUGUGUGUACAAAACACAGAAUGAAUGUACAUUAGCAUCACGUUUGUGGAGAGCUUACACUGCUUCUAACAAGAAUGCAAUAAUAAUCAAUAUAGAAGCCGUCCAGCAAUAUAUACACACCCAAUAAUGGCUGUUAACUUGU
This is a messenger RNA of Ictalurus furcatus (blue catfish), 1934 nucleotides long. RefSeq names its product glutaminyl-peptide cyclotransferase-like b (gene qpctlb). The coding region runs from base 455 to 1627 and encodes 390 amino acids. The record is from RefSeq and is a predicted model, not a curated record. NCBI's taxonomy places the organism in Eukaryota, Metazoa, Chordata, Actinopteri, Siluriformes, Ictaluridae. The transcript is spliced from 8 exons. Gene Ontology annotation, molecular function: zinc ion binding; glutaminyl-peptide cyclotransferase activity.